AUGCCUCAAAACUGUAAUGAGCAAAUGGAAAACAAAAAUAAUAAUACCGAAAUAGGAAAAAUAGAAACUAAAUAUAUCCAAAUAAAUAGAGGUAUCUUUCAAGGCGACUCGUUGAGCCCGCUUUGGUUUUGCCUGCCACUAAACCCUCUUUCUAAUAUCUUAAAGAGGGAAGACACAGGCGUACAGAUUAAACAGAACAAAGAAGUAAUUUAUACAUUGUCACACCUUCUCUAUAUGGAUGAUAUAAAGAUCUACGCACCCAGAGAAAUGCAGCUUAAACACCUAGUAAAAAUGAUAUACAAUUUUUUGAAUGAUAUUAAAAUGGAAUUUGGACUGGACAAAUGCAGAACACAGUCGAUAAAGAAAGGGAAACAAGUAGUAGAAAGGGUACAGGGAAACAACAUGCCAAAAAUCGAACCAAUGUAUGAAGAUGAAAUGUAUAAAUACUUAGGAAUGCAUCAAAAACAAUGCACUGAACACAAAUAUAUAAAAGAAAUAAUAAAAGAAAAAUAUUUCAAACGCAUCAAUAUGAUCCUUAAAUCUAAACUCAACGCUAAAAAUCAGAUUAAAGCUAUAAAUACAUACGCUAUUCCACUGCUAACAUCUACAUUUGGAAUCGUUAAGUGGAUACAAACAGAAAUGAAAGACAUCCAAACAAAAACAAAUGUCGCCAUGACGAAACAUAGAUGCCACCAUCCAAAAGCGGCAGUAGAAAGAACUACACUCAAACGGAAAGAUGGUGGUAGGGGACUUAUAGAUCUAUCUAACCUGCACAACAAUAGUAUAAUAAACCUACGGAAAUACUUCUACUCAAAACAAGCACAAUCUCCAUACUAUAGAGCUAUUGUAAAAGCAGAUAAACACACCCCACUAAUACUAAGUGACGAAGAAAAAACUUGGUCCAUAGUAGAAGACGCAGACAAGCUUACCCGCUGGAAAGAAAAAGCUCUACACGGAAGGUUUCCCCAUGACGUAGACCAGGACACUGUCGACAAACAAGCGACGUACAAUUGGUUAAAACGUGGAGAGCUACAACCGGAAACUGAAGGGUUUUUUAUAGCCAUCCAAGAUCAAGUGAUUAAGACCAAUAACUACCGAAGAUACAUCUUAAAGGACGGAAUUGAGUCUGACUUAUGCCGAAGGUGUAAGAAAGCAAGUGAGACAAUACAUCACGUCAUAGGAGGAUGCCAAGCUAUAGCACAGAGUGACUACAAAUUUAGACACGACCAAGUGGGAAAGAUCAUACACCAAGAACUAGCAUUGAAGUAUAAACUCAUAGAGCAUAAAGUUAACUAUUAUCAGUACGAACCUGCUACAAUCCUUGAAAACAAUGAAUAUGAAAUGUACUGGGACAGAACUAUAAUAACAGAUAAAAGACUAGAACACAAUAGACCAGACAUAGUAGUGAAGAAGAAAAACGAAAAUGAAGUGUUGCUCAUAGAUUUUGCGGUGACAAACAACAAUAACCUAACACAAACAUACAGAGAGAAGAUUACCAAAUAUAUUGAUUUAUGCUUUGAAAUUAAGGAUAUGUGGAAAUACGAUCGAGUCCGGGUCAUCCCAUUAGUACUAUCGAAUAUGGGUGUAACAUACCAAAAACACUAA
Messenger RNA from Sitophilus oryzae (rice weevil), 1605 nucleotides. RefSeq lists its product as uncharacterized. Lineage: Eukaryota; Metazoa; Arthropoda; Insecta; Coleoptera; Curculionidae. The transcript has a single exon. Bases 1 to 1605 code for a protein of 534 amino acids. The record is from RefSeq and is a predicted model, not a curated record.